AAUGUCAUGUCAACCAACCAACGCUAGAAGUGCAUCAAGCAGGCACACAUCGCAUUUAUUGAACUAUUUAAAAUAUUAUACUUUAGAUCGAAAGGAUCUCUAAUUUACGCAAUAUUUAACGAGUUUGAUCUCUGCACGCCAUAUUUGGUUAAAUAUAUCGCAAGUUCAUCGUCACUUGAGGAUAUUGAAUCAUGGCUUUGGCACUACAGCGACGAGCAAACGUUCGCUUACCACCUGAAGUCAACAGAGUAUUAUAUAUACGAAACCUGCCGUACAAAAUCUCUGCUGAAGAAAUGUAUGAUAUUUUUGGAAAGUAUGGAGCAAUUAGACAAAUCCGCGUAGGGAACACACCAGAAACCAGAGGUACUGCUUUUGUAGUGUAUGAAGAUAUAUUUGAUGCAAAAAAUGCCUGUGACCACCUCUCGGGUUUCAAUGUCUGCAACAGAUACUUGGUUGUAUUAUAUUACCGAUCAAACAAAGCCUUUAAGGGUAUGGAUAUUGAAAAGAAACAAGAGGAACUGGAUACUCUAAAAAAGAAAUAUGGCAUCUCAUCAGAGGAACUGCGAAAAUAAUCUUGUGCUUUUAAAUAAGUUUUUUAUUAUAUGUAUCUAAGAUAGGUAAUUAAAUUUAAUAUAAAAAAACAAAA
Leguminivora glycinivorella is the source of this 646-nucleotide messenger RNA. RefSeq names its product splicing factor 3B subunit 6 (gene Sf3b6). The record is from RefSeq and is a predicted model, not a curated record. Gene Ontology annotation, molecular function: mRNA binding. NCBI's taxonomy places the organism in Eukaryota, Metazoa, Arthropoda, Insecta, Lepidoptera, Tortricidae. Bases 192 to 572 code for a protein of 126 amino acids. Gene Ontology annotation, cellular component: nucleus; cytoplasm; ribonucleoprotein complex. The transcript is spliced from 3 exons.